AAGAAGAGGCAGGAGCAGAGAAGGGAGAGGGGGAGGAGGAGGAGGAGGUGAGAGAAGCAGGAUGGGGACAUGGAGUUAGGUGGCUUGGGAGAGCUUACUGAAAAGAGCCAAGAGGGGGUGUGGAUUAGAGACCAAGAGGUAACCCCAGGGAGAAGCAGAAGGCAGAGACAGCAGUAGGAAGAUCAGGAGGCAGGGGGAGACUGGAGAGUUGAGGGGAAGGAAGAGAGACUCAGAGGGGAGGACGGAGAGGAGUGGGUUGAGGGGAUCUCAGUCCCCUGCUGGCUUGGUAUUUGGGGAACCACGACUCCCCGUAGGGAGAGGAGGAAGGCUGGAAGUCCUGGAGGGACAGAGUCCCACGGAAAAGAGAGGGAAGAGCUGAGAGGGGCCGGGGCGCUGGGAAGGGGUCGCCCCGAGGCCUCCCGGGGAUGGGCGGUGCAGCUAGUCUGAGCGCCUCUCGAACGCUGGUACUCUGGGCUGCACUGGGGGCAGCAGCUCACAUCGGACCCGCACCUGACCCCGAGGACUGGUGGAGCUACAAGGAUAAUCUCCAGGGAAACUUCGUGCCAGGGCCUCCCUUCUGGGGCCUGGUUAACGCAGCCUGGAGUCUGUGUGCCGUGGGGAAGCGGCAGAGCCCCGUGGAUGUGGAGUUGAAGAGGGUUCUUUACGACCCCUUCCUGCCGCCACUGAGGCUCAGCACUGGGGGAGAGAAGCUCCGGGGAACCCUGUACAACACCGGUCGCCACGUGUCUUUCCUGCCUGCACCCCGGCCUGUGGUCAAUGUGUCUGGGGGUCCCCUCCUUUAUAGCCACCGACUCAGUGAAUUGCGGCUGCUAUUUGGAGCACGUGACGGAGCUGGCUCUGAACACCAGAUCAACCACCAGGGCUUCUCUGCUGAGGUGCAGCUCAUCCACUUCAACCAAGAACUCUAUGGGAACCUCAGCGCAGCCACCCGGGGCCCCAAUGGCCUGGCCAUUCUCAGCCUCUUUGUCAAUGUGGCUGGAAGCUCAAACCCAUUCCUCAGCCGCCUCCUGAACCGGGACACCAUCACCCGCAUCUCCUACAAGAAUGACGCCUACUUUCUUCAAGACCUGAGCCUGGAGCUCCUAUUCCCUGACUCCUUCGGCUUCAUCACCUAUCAGGGCUCUCUCAGCACCCCACCCUGCUCUGAGACUGUCACCUGGAUCCUCAUUGACCGGGCCCUCAAUAUCACCUCCCUCCAGAUGCAUUCCCUGAGACUCCUGAGCCAGAAUCCUCCAUCCCAGAUCUUCCAGAGCCUCAGCGGUAACGGCCGGCCUCUGCAGCCCUUGGCCCAUAGGGCCUUGAGGGGCAACAGGGACCCCCGGCACCCUGAGAGGCGCUGCCGAGGCCCCAACUACCGCCUGCAUGGCCAGAGCCCCCCCUCCCUGCAAGAAUACCUUCACAUAGUUCAGCCUGAUGCUGAAACGGAACGCCCCUGUCCCACCCUCCUGCUGCUUCUCUACGGCUCAACCCACUGCCGGCCCAUUUCUCCCAGCUUCCCAGCCUGUGGAUGGUGUCCCCCAUGGUCGCUGAGAUUCCCUAUCGAGGAUUGCACCUGUUCUUCCCAACCCUACCCAAGAGGGAAGGGGAGUCACUCCCAAAACAAAGCUAUUAAAGGGACAGAAUAAUUCCUGUU
Phyllostomus discolor (pale spear-nosed bat) is the source of this 1654-nucleotide messenger RNA. RefSeq names its product carbonic anhydrase 11 (gene CA11). Bases 426 to 1646 code for a protein of 406 amino acids. Lineage: Eukaryota; Metazoa; Chordata; Mammalia; Chiroptera; Phyllostomidae. The transcript is spliced from 10 exons. The record is from RefSeq and is a predicted model, not a curated record. Gene Ontology annotation, molecular function: zinc ion binding; carbonate dehydratase activity.